UGAGGCUUGAAUGUGAAAAGCCUCUCUGCAGGGAAGAGGAGAGGAGUUUCCAGGAUCCCAGGCAGGCUGCUGGGUCCCUGGAAUUCGGGCUGCCUGCGUCCAGGAGAAGAUUCAAAGCAUACGAUCGGGUGUUAGAGGACAGACAGAGUCCGCUGGGACGUUUGAUCUGUGUCCUGACGCCUCAGUCUUGCUUCUCCAGGAUGUCUCAGGAGAAUGACACAUGGAAGAAAGAGCUUCUGGGGGAUGAGCCGGCCGCCAUGAGGCUCCAGAAGCUGGAACAGCAGCGGAGGCUUUUUGAGAAGAAGCAGCGGCGGAAGCGCCAAGAGCCCCUCAUGGUUCAGGCCAAUCCCGACGCUUCUCUGCGGCCCCGGGGACCAUGGCGGCGGGAGGAGCGCAUUGCAGGCCUUGGGAACCCUUUCCUCCAAGAGAACGUGCCAGAGGCACAUCUGCGCUCUGGUGUUCACAGUGCCCUGGGUAUCGUGAUCUGCGGUGGAGAUGGCAGCGGCGAGCGUGGCCCAUUGGCUUCGCCGACAGAAGCAGAGAGUUCCGAUCCGGAGUUGGAGGAAGUGUCCGUGGAGGAUGUUCCCGCUUCUCCACCUCCUCACAAAGAGCCUCUGGGGACUCGACGCAGGGGUUGGCCACCCCGCAAACGAUCUGGGGCCAGUGCACAGGAAGAGAGCAAAUCCCAGGAUGUUGGAGAUGAAUAUGAGGCACCCAGUCCAGGACCAAACCCUGGAAUGGAUGGUGACGGGGGACGUGGAGACUUGGCCUCCAAAGAGGGCGAAGACUCGCAAGAGAAACAAGAGGAGUCGCAGUCUACCGUGAACUCCCCAGGAGCGGCCGAAGAGGAGGUGUCAGGGACCCCGGAAGGCGAGAGCGGCGCAGACAGCAGUGGUGUAGGGAGCUCGUCCCGCUCGCCUCCCCGCGCCCCAGGCCCUCGACUGGGAGAAGACAUGGAAGCGUAUGUGCUGCGGCCGGCGCUGCGCGGCCGCACAGUGCAGUGCCGCAUCAGCCGCGACAAGCGCGGGGUAGACAAGGGCAUGUUCCCUUUCUACUAUCUCUACCUGGAGGCGGCCGACGGCCGGAAGCACUUCCUCCUGGCUGGGCGCAAGAGAAAACGGAGCAAAACCUCUAAUUACCUCAUUUCCCUGGACCCCACAGACCUGUCUCGGGAUGGGGACAACUUUGUGGGUAAAGUCAGAUCUAAUGUCCUGGGCACCAAGUUCACCAUCUUUGACAAUGGGGUGAAUCCUGAGAGGAAGAAUUUUGUCCCGGAGACCGCUCGGAUCAGAGAGGAGCUGGGGGCUGUGUGCUAUGAGACCAACGUAUUGGGAUUCCGAGGGCCCCGGAAAAUGACUGUGAUCAUUCCAGGAAUCGAUGCCCAGAACCAGAGAAUCAUCGUGCAGCCACAAAACGAACAAGAGUCACUACUGAGUCGCCUCCAACGAGGAUCUAGCCAGGGACUGGUCCUGCUGCAAAACAAAGCCCCAUCGUGGAGCGACGAGAGCGGCGCCUACGUACUCAAUUUUCACGGUCGGGUCACUCGGGCCUCGGUCAAGAACUUCCAGAUUGUGCAUCCAGAUGACCCUAACUACCUUGUGCUCCAGUUUGGCCGCGUGGCCCCCGACACGUUCACCAUGGACUUCCGCUUCCCGCUUUGCCCUCUCCAAGCCUUUGCCAUCUGCUUGUCCAGCUUCGAUGGGAAGCUGGCAUGUGAGUAAUCCAAUGAAAUACCAUACCCUCAUCA
Hyaena hyaena (striped hyena) is the source of this 1747-nucleotide messenger RNA. RefSeq names its product TUB like protein 2 (gene TULP2). Gene Ontology annotation, cellular component: cilium. The transcript has 13 exons. NCBI's taxonomy places the organism in Eukaryota, Metazoa, Chordata, Mammalia, Carnivora, Hyaenidae. Gene Ontology annotation, biological process: protein localization to cilium. The record is from RefSeq and is a predicted model, not a curated record. Bases 201 to 1721 code for a protein of 506 amino acids.